AUGUUGAACAACCUGAACAUCCUGAACAAUCUGAACAACAUGAACAUCCUGAACAAUCUGUACAAUCUGAACAACAUGAACAAAAAUGAAGAGUGUGCUUCUGUUGAUGAUAGUGAUUCAGAAUGUGAGGAGUUCAAUGAUAGUGACUAUGAUAUGGAUGAGGAUGAUAUUUUGUUUGACAAAAAUGUUGACAAAGAUGCAGAAUUUGUUGGGGUGAAUGAAAAAAAUAAUGGUAAAUCAAUUGAAAAUGAGUUUUUGUCUGAGGGUAUAUUUGAGGAAGAGCAUGAUCUUGAGUCAGGGGAUAGUGAUUCAUUUGAAAGUGUUAGAGGGUCUGAUGAGGAGGAUAAUGUUGUGAAAUUCCCUAAACAUAAUCCUAAAACUGAUAAAAACCCUGAGUUGAAGUUAGGGAUGAUUUUUAGUACAAAAUCAGAGGCUAAGGAUGUUAUUCAGGGUUUCUGCUAUAGAAGAGGGAUGGUGGUUCGUUUUGAUAGGAAUGACAAAAGAAGAUUGAGAGCUAGGUGUACCACAGAGGGGUGUGGGUGGUAUAUUUUUGUUUCACCAAUGCAAAAUGACUCAUCUUGGCAGGUGAAGUGUUAUGAGAAAAACCACAAAGGUUGUUCUUGGAACUAUAAUAAUCCUAGCAUCAAAUCUGGGUGGAUAGGGAAGAAUUUCAUGAAAAAGUUUAAGAAGUACCCUAAGUUAGGAGUCAAUGAGUUUAGGGCUCCUUUGCCACCAAUAUAUGAAAAUAGGCCUGGUAGGCCCAAAAAAUUGAGGAGGAGGCAACCUGAUGAGCCUCCUGCUCCAUCCUCUGAAAGCAGGCUUAAAAAAGUUCAAAAUUCUGUGACGUGUGGUAAGUGUGGUAAAAUAGGCCACAACUCUAGAACAUGCAAGAAUCAUCAAUCUGAGAGUAGAACUCCAGUGGCAACAAGCAUGGGUAGCACUCAAUCUCAGUCACAAUCUAAGUCUCAUACACAAUCUAAGUCUCAGUCUCAAUCUCAGUCUAAACUUCAAUCUCAAUCUCAACCUUCAAGUAUUCAGAAAAGAUCAAAGCUACCUGUUAAGAGGAAGAAAGAGACUGCCACAGUUGGUGGUGUAAACCUAAGUGGAGGCACAAAUAGAGUGAUGCAAUCAUCUUCUGGAACUGGACAAGUCAUUGUAAAGGGAGGUGUAAACUACAUUACUCUUUCAAAUUUAAGAGCUGCAGCUGCUCAAGGGACUUCAAGGCAAGAUGGGGGACAAAAAUCCAUUUGA
Molecule: messenger RNA, 1251 nt
Organism: Striga hermonthica
Lineage: Eukaryota; Viridiplantae; Streptophyta; Magnoliopsida; Lamiales; Orobanchaceae
Source: the annotation of a GenBank genome assembly